GUGAGUGUUUAGAGGACACUGCUGCUGGUUGGUUAAAUAAAUAAAAUAUAAUGAGUCUGCAAUUACCACAAGCUGGCAAUAAGCCAAACUCAAUGCCACCACCAUCUGGGCCACUUCAACGGCCACAGCCACAAGCAGCCCCUACACCACAACCGUUCGCAGUACCACCAACACCACAGGCUGUUCAGACUCCUAGUCACACUGAUACGGGCUUCACCCACUCAGCUGGAAUUGUACCGACACUACAAAACAUUGUGGCAACAGUUAAUCUUGAUUGUAGAUUAGAUUUGAAGACAAUAGCACUACACGCCCGUAACGCAGAAUACAACCCUAAGAGAUUUGCGGCAGUCAUUAUGAGAAUUAGGGAUCCAAAAACGACGGCACUUAUUUUCGCAUCAGGAAAGAUGGUUGUAACUGGUGCCAAAUCUGAGGAUGAUUCUAAGUUAGCUUCUAGAAAGUAUGCACGUAUUAUCCAAAAGCUUGGAUUUGAUGCUAAGUUCUCAGAAUUUAAGAUACAAAACAUCGUUGGUAGUUGCGAUGUUAAAUUCCCAAUUAGAUUGGAAGGUCUUGCAUACACCCACGGUCAUUUCAGUUCAUACGAACCUGAGUUAUUCCCCGGUUUAAUCUACAGAAUGGUUAAACCCAAAGUUGUCUUAUUGAUUUUCGUAUCAGGUAAGAUUGUAUUAACAGGUGCGAAAGUCAGAGAAGAGAUUUAUACGGCGUUUAACAAUAUUUAUGCUACUCUACUUGAUUAUCGUAAACAAUAAAUGUAUUUUUAACAACAGCAGAGAUAGGCAUAUUAGUCUUACUCUUAUUUUUCACCCUCUUCACUCAUUAAAGAGAUGUACAUAAUAUGAAUAUAUAAAGAUUA
This is a messenger RNA of Wallemia mellicola CBS 633.66, 871 nucleotides long. Its product is annotated as TBP-domain-containing protein. Gene Ontology annotation, biological process: DNA-templated transcription initiation. The transcript is spliced from 2 exons. Gene Ontology annotation, molecular function: DNA binding; RNA polymerase II general transcription initiation factor activity. NCBI's taxonomy places the organism in Eukaryota, Fungi, Basidiomycota, Wallemiomycetes, Wallemiales, Wallemiaceae. The record is from RefSeq and is a predicted model, not a curated record. The coding region runs from base 51 to 767 and encodes 238 amino acids.